UUUCUCACCACCAAAGCUAGCUAAAGAGAAUUAAGCAGCUUGUCAUACGACAAAAAAUAAGUUCAAUAUUAACAUCAUGGAACUAAAUUAUAUCAAAGCUGCUCUCGUGUUGACAAUAUUAGCAUAUUUGACCAAUAAUACCACUGGAAGAAUAGGCCUGGUAAAUGGAAGAAAUGAUAUCAAGAUGGGAAAUCGUGCAGUAAAAACUGGGCAGUAUAUACUUAAAUUAAAGGAGGAAAUGACAAACGGUCAAGCUGGACACAAGUUCUCCAGUUUAAGAAAUCGUGCAAAGGAAAUGGGGUGCAAAACGAAGAAUAUAAGAGAACUAUACACACAUCAAAGGAAGGCACAUCGGUCAAACACAUUGAGGCUAUACUCGAUCGAGUGUGAUAACCAAAGUUUCUUAGAAGAAUUACGAACGGAUGCUGAAAUAGAUAGUGUUACUGAAAACAUCAUAUUGGAUACGCAAUCCUGUGCAUUCACCGAUACAACUAAGUUUCCUUCAUCUUGGGGGCUUGAUCGGAUUGACCAAGAACUCCUGUUGGAUGAUUCCUUCAUGGCAGAUUACGACCCAGUGAAAGGUUAUGACUCUGUUGAUGUAUACAUCAUAGACACGGGGAUAUACGACGACCACCCUGCAUUUCAAAAAUAUGGAAACAUUGUAUCGAAAUAUAAUUCUGUAUCUCAACUCAAUGAAGCGGCUGAUUUUCCGCCAGGCCAUGGAACUGCAAUGGCAGGAAUAAUUGGAGGGGAGUAUGGCGUGGCACCAGGAGUUCGAAUGCACGCAGUUAAAGUAUUUGAUGACUUUUCAUAUGCUACAAUAGCGUCACUGAUGGCAGGGAUAAGCUGGGUACAACAACAGAUCCAGGCCUCAAAUCGUAAAAGUAUUGUCAACAUAUCGUUGGGUGCAACUUUUUACACCUGUGAACCCUUAGAAGAUGCUGUGGCUAAUCUAGUCCAGGAGGGCGUCCCUGUAGCGCUUGCAGCAGGUAACAGCUACAAUGACGCUUGCAACAACACACCAGCACGAUCUCCAGUAGGAAUAACAGUCGGGGGUUCUGACAUGAAUGACGACCUGUGGGUGGACACAUUAUCAUAUGGAUCAAGUUAUGGAAGCUGCGUCGAUAUCAUUGCACCGAGUAAGGACAUCCUUGCACCUAAAUAUUGGGGUGGAUUGACGUACGAGUUAUGGUCAGGCACAUCAAUGGCAACUCCAUAUGUCGCGGGGGCAAUGGCAGCAUACUGGCACGACAAUCCUAAUAAAACUUACAUCGAAGUAAUGGAUUGGGUAAAAGAGUCUUCCACGCGUGAUAUUCUGAAGAACCUGCCUACGGGAACUCCAAACAAGUUACUGAGGACCACAGGAUGCCCUCUGCCUAGCUAAAACAAGUAAUUGUGGACUGCCAUCUGCAGAUUCAGUUUCUUAUAAAAAGAACAUCACAUGAUGAAAAUUAAAUGUACUCUGGUGCUCUCCUAUUUUUGUAAAUAAAUAAGAUAUAAUAUAACAGCCGAAGAGAGGGAUCUAGUUUUCAUCAAAUGACAAAACAUUUGAGGAAGCCUAAAAUGGAAACCGGGGCAUAGUCUAGUUAUCUAUACCAAGUAUUGUAUGUUAUGAUGGACAAUGUAAUAAGGAAGCUAUGGCAUGUAUGGUGAAUAAAGGUAAUUGUCA
This is a messenger RNA of Owenia fusiformis, 1669 nucleotides long. The record is from the annotation of a GenBank genome assembly. NCBI's taxonomy places the organism in Eukaryota, Metazoa, Annelida, Polychaeta, Sabellida, Oweniidae.